This is a messenger RNA of Nasonia vitripennis (jewel wasp), 1299 nucleotides long. RefSeq lists its product as uncharacterized. The coding region runs from base 712 to 1263 and encodes 183 amino acids. Lineage: Eukaryota; Metazoa; Arthropoda; Insecta; Hymenoptera; Pteromalidae. The transcript is spliced from 3 exons. The record is from RefSeq and is a predicted model, not a curated record.
ACCGAGAGCGGAACUGAUUAAUCGAGCGCGCGCAUUACCAGAUUGCGAAAAUACGAGAAGCCGAACUUUUGUGCGCGUGGUAUGAAAUUUGCGCCGGGAUCGCUUUUGUGGAGCGAAGCGAGAAAAAAAAAACGGGAGCUGAAAUUUAACAGACUUUUUUCGGCCUCAACCCUUUCAACAUAUCCACGGAUACGCCGCGCGCUCGUAUAUAUAUACUGCGCGCAUAUCGGACCAACGUCAUUGUGCCGGGCGUAAAAACGCGCGGCGAGCCGUUUUUUUAUCACGAAAAAAGAGGAUAAUCGCGAGCGGCAUGCUCUUUUUUCGCGGGAAAUGAUAAAAAAAUUUCUUGCCGCCAGGCCCACUCUCACUUAGUUUGAUUGACAAGGGCGAAUUCCACCGUCGAAAUUCGUUUCAAUGAUAAACAAGAGCAGCAGCUUUGACCCGUCUUGUUCUUUUCGGAUAAAGCGCCGUUUCGACUUUCUCGAGCCAGCGCAAACAUCGGCGACAUUCCGGUUGUUUUAGCUCACCUUUACGUUCUUCUCGCGUUAUGGAACGAAUGGAAAUUUAUGAUCCCAGCUGUCGAGGUUGUUUGCGUUAGAAAAUUAUCGCCGACACAAACAUGCCUUUAAGUACACGCAGGCUUUGGCAUAUAAAAGCCGAAAGUGCUGAACCUGAACAACACCGGUAUAGCAGUAUACCAGUGACGGAAAAAUGAAGCGCCUCGUGUACAUGACCGGCCUCUUCGCCCUAUUGGCUCUCCAGCAAGCGAGUGCCGCGGACGUGGAGCCCCAGAUCAAGGUGACGAGCGCCGAGCUCUGGUACGCCAACCCCGAGUACAUCGACAAGCUCGUGUACAAACUGAACAAGCACAACGCCACUUACAACAACAUCCGAGUGAACUGCAUCAUCACCCAGGAUCUUCCCGCCGACGUCGUCACGCGCAUCCGGGUGUACGCGUGCGACUCCGAGCACAAGAACGCGCGCCUCCUGCUGGAGGACAGCACGCCGAUCUGCAAGGAGAGCCCGAAUCGGAAGCUCCUGCCCAAGGUCGUGGUGUUGGACAAGUCGAAGCUGCAGGGCAAGUGCGUGAAGCGCGGCGUCUGGGACAUCGUCGACAUGGGCAACUUCAGGUUCGAGGUCCUCGUGCCCCGGAUCCACGAGAUCAGCACAGGCUCGGCAACGCCGAGGAGCUCCUCCUCGAGGCCACCUUCUACUCCGAGUGGGGCUACCUCCACAACUGAGUAUGCACGACUCGUCCUGUAAACGACGUUCUGUCAAUAAAGUCUCUCGCUCGAUCUA